This is a messenger RNA of Umbelopsis ramanniana AG, 1112 nucleotides long. RefSeq lists its product as uncharacterized. Gene Ontology annotation, biological process: purine nucleobase catabolic process; urate catabolic process. Gene Ontology annotation, molecular function: urate oxidase activity. The record is from RefSeq and is a predicted model, not a curated record. The transcript is spliced from 2 exons. Gene Ontology annotation, cellular component: peroxisome. The coding region runs from base 9 to 908 and encodes 299 amino acids. NCBI's taxonomy places the organism in Eukaryota, Fungi, Mucoromycota, Umbelopsidomycetes, Umbelopsidales, Umbelopsidaceae.
UUAAAAUCAUGUCUUCUGUUACUCUUAAAGCUGCUUGCUACGGCAAGGAUAAAGUUCGCGUCCUCAAAGUUUAUCGCGAAGGAGCAAUACAAACUGCUGUGGAGUUGACCUGUCGUUUGACUCUCGAGGGAGAUAUCGAAACUUCCUUUACCAAAGGUGACAACUCAGUCGUCGUCACAACUGAUACCUGCAAAAACACCAUUUACAUUAUGGCCAAACGCAGUGCCAAUGUUGAUAAUAUCGAGGUGUUUGCUCAAGAAAUUACUGAGCAUGUACUUCGUCAAUAUAAGCAUAUCCAUGUUGCCCAUGUUGAUAUCAUCAAGCACAAAUGGUCUCGCAUGACCAUCGACGGUGAAGAGCACCCACAUUCUUUUGUCCGUGACGGCGAAGAAGUCCAAACUACCAAAGUCUCUCACUAUCGCCAAGGCGACAAGAUCGAAAUUGUUUCUGGCUUGAAGGGCCUUUUGGUUCUCAAGACAACCGGUUCCGCCUUCCACGGAUUUUACAAGGAUGAAUUCACCACCUUGCCUGAAGUCUGGGAUCGUAUCUUUUCUACUGCUGUUGACUGCACCUGGACCUUUGAAAAUGCCCCAGCUACUGCUCUGCGACAAAUCGACUUUGCUGCUAUUCAUCAAAACGUCAAGAAGGUGACCCAGGAAACCUUUGCCAACGACGAUUCUGCUUCUGUACAAGCUACCAUGUACAAGAUGCAGAAAUCAAUUCUCGAACAGCAUGAUGCUAUUGCCGAAGUCUCCUAUGUUCUUCCUAACAAGCACUACUUUGGUGUCGAUAUGUCCAAGUUCAACAUUGAUAACACCGACGCAAACCUUGAUGUUUAUCAGCCCGUUUCCGAUCCAUCCGGUUUGAUUACCGCCACUGUUGCUCGCAAGUCGCGUUCAAGACUCUGAACUGGCUGUGUCCUCUGAUAACCAGUUCUGUAAAUUGUUUCUAAACCUCAACAUUCUGCUUGAAAAAGGUUGAUCCUUUUCCAACAACCCCUCUAUAUACCUUUUGUUCUACAUUGUAAAAUAAUUAUAACCAUACAGUCGCAUUGUGCUUCUACUUAAAUCCUGGAAAAUUGUAAAAUAAAAACGAUUCCUCACUAUCAAAAA